AUGGAAUUUUCGAUUUACACGGAGCCGGAUGUGUGUUCACCAGAACACAAUGCAUCCCUGUUAAACCCGAGGGCGAAAGACCAGAGGGAGCAGCACGUCCGGCCGGUGACUUACAAAUCCCCUGCUCGAGAGGGUGCAGCUGAACACUUGGGUCUCACAUUGCGUGCAGACAGUCGUCUGAGAAGGUGA
Opisthorchis viverrini is the source of this 189-nucleotide messenger RNA. RefSeq lists its product as hypothetical. The record is from RefSeq and is a predicted model, not a curated record. NCBI's taxonomy places the organism in Eukaryota, Metazoa, Platyhelminthes, Trematoda, Opisthorchiida, Opisthorchiidae. The coding region runs from base 1 to 189 and encodes 62 amino acids. The transcript has a single exon.